This is a messenger RNA of Hemibagrus wyckioides, 2560 nucleotides long. Its product is annotated as tRNA-dihydrouridine(20a/20b) synthase [NAD(P)+]-like. The transcript has 14 exons. Gene Ontology annotation, biological process: tRNA processing. NCBI's taxonomy places the organism in Eukaryota, Metazoa, Chordata, Actinopteri, Siluriformes, Bagridae. Gene Ontology annotation, molecular function: flavin adenine dinucleotide binding; tRNA dihydrouridine synthase activity. The record is from RefSeq and is a predicted model, not a curated record. Bases 197 to 1579 code for a protein of 460 amino acids.
AAUAAAAUCGGUGGCUCGGAACUAAAAGCGGCGGGCGUAGGGACCGGGGGGACACCUGAGCAGGCGGACCAGGCGCAGUGUAAAGAGCACCACGAGCCAGAGCAGUAGUUUAUCUACACCGCUGUUUAAAACAUUGUUGUAGUGUCCUGUAUGUUCCUGUAGCUCUGAUGAGGUUUAUUCUGCAGACUGCAGCAGGAUGGAGUUAUUUGAAGAAGGAAAGCUGGUAAAAGUCUGUGCUCCUAUGGUGCGCUAUUCAAAGCUGGCCUUCAGGUCUCUGGUCCGGAAGUAUGACUGUGACCUGUGCUUCAGUCCCAUGAUAGUUGCAGCUGAUUUCAUUCGUUCUGCUAAAGCCAGAGACAGUGAGCUGACCACAAACUCCUCUGACCGACCUCUGAUCAUCCAGUUCGCUGCUAAAGAAGCUCAGACCCUCGCCACUGCUGCUGGUUUGGUUGCACCUUUCUCUGACGGUGUGGAUCUGAACUGCGGCUGUCCUCAGAGGUGGGCCAUGGCUGAAGGUUACGGAGCAUGCUUAAUGAACAAACCACAGAUAGUGAAGGACAUGGUGAGGCACGUCAGGAACCAGGUAGACAAGCCCAAUUAUGCCGUGUCCAUUAAGAUCAGAAUUAACAAGGACGUGAGGAAGACCGUGGAUCUGUGUCAGAAGGCGGAAGCCGCCGGUGUGUCCUGGAUCACGGUUCAUGGGCGGACAGCCGACGAGAGACACCAACCGGUGCAUUACGACGUCAUCAAGCUCAUUAAGCAGAGCCUUCGCAUCCCAGUCAUUGCUAACGGCGAUAUUAAAAAUCCUGGAGAUGUAGAAGCUGUGUGUGAACUGACUGGGGUGGACGGUGUUCCUAAUAAAAUGACUUUACAGUGGACCGCAGUGGCCUUCUUCCUCUACCUUGAGAUCGGGAUUCUCCUCCUGCUCUGCCUGCCCUUCGUCACGGCUCAAAGAUGGCAGACCAUAUUCAAUCUGAACGUAUGGAAUCAAGUAGCUUGGCUCUGGAAAAGAGGAUUUCUGGCAAUGAUUAUUAUCCUGAUUGUGCUCUUUCUAGAUGCAGUGAGGGAAGUAAGGAAGUACUCAGGAACUCAGAUCAAUAAAGAAUCUAAGAUGUACUCUAACAUGUUUGACCAUGUGCACAUGAAGCUCUUCAGAUCACAGAGGAACCUGUACAUUUCAGGCUUCGCCCUGCUCCUGUGGCUGGUCAUGCGGAGGGUCAUCACACUGAUCAGUCAACUUGCAGAUGCUGCAAACACCAACUCGGCUCUUCAGGUCCAGAUAGAGGACGCUAAUCAGGCUGCCCAAAAAUACACAGAGGAAUCCGAACAGCUCAAGCAGGCUUUGAACCAUUCCUCAGGAGAUGAACGGACAGCACAGGGAAACAACCGGCUCAGGGAAGAGGUGACCCAACUCACACAGGAGAUCAAGACAUCUGCUGAAGCUCUGAACAGGUCCAAGUCAGAAGCAGAAGCCAUUAAAAAGCAGACCGAGGCUUUGGCCAGAGACUACGAUCAGUUACUUCAAAGCCAAAACCAACUGCAGCGUCGGACCGAGACCGAAGAUAAGAAAGAUAUUUGAGGCUCAGAUUCGGAAGCUAUCCUGAAGCAGCAUGACGGCGUGUCCAACAGCCCAGGGUGACCCCACGGCACUGGGGUUUAUCACGGGGGUAAAGCAGUCUCUACAUGUCAUAGUCUUCACAAAAUAAAAAAAACAUGCUUUUCUAUAUUUAGAUUUUAUUACUUAGUCUUCAGUAACUGCUUUAUAGAUAAAUAUACAGUGCUGUGUAAAAGUCAAGAUUUUGUAUUAAGAGUAGUGAAGAUGAAUACACUACACAGAGCAUGUGUUUGGUCUGAAACUGUUUACAAAUGCUUCAGGAAGUGGAAAAGAACAUCCUGAAUGUAUAAUAAAGUCCCUAAAGCAGUACUGUAUAUUUCACUGGUUAUUGAAGACUAAUAUAUCAGCUGUUAGUGGUUUUAUUUUUAUUGAGCUGAAGUAUGGUUUGCAUUGAUCCUUCCUUUCCUCUCUGUUAUUUCUGUAUAAGCAAUGUUAAAUAUAAAAUAAGGUUUUAUGCAAUAAAGCAGUUUUUUUUUUACCUUCGUUAGCAGGAGCAGAUGUUGGUGAGUGUCAUUCCACCGUAUUCAUGCUCAUGUGACUGUGACGUUAUACAGCAAUCCUACAUCCCAUCAUAUUGUAAACAGCUUGAUGUAGUCGAGCCUGAUUUCUAACAAGCCCUUCCACAAUCAAUCAUAAAAUGAAAGAAUGAUCUGAUUAAACCCAAACCCAUACAUCCUGUCAUUGUAAACACUGGUGAAAUGUGUGAUGUGUUCAUGUUCACACAUCCCCCAUCCUCACUCAUUAAUCCACCAGCAUCAGUGAUUCACCUUAAACACUCUUCUAGAACUUUCCCGAGCCUGAAUGGCGUCAUUCACCCAAGACAAAAACGCAGGAACUCUGUCAUUUUUCAUCUGUCAUUUGUCUUUUCCAGUUAAUGUCUGUCGUUGUGUUGGUGUGACACUGUUUUUAUUUCACUGUUAUUAAACUGUUGUGUGUUCGUGAGAA